CACCGACGCCGCCGCCGACGCCGCCUCCGUUGCACCACGCUCCGACGUAGCCGCACCACAGCCCGACCCACCGCAGAGCGACAGGCAGACAGAGAGCGCCCACCUGCCCAUCAUGCUGUUGCCGCUGCUCCUGGCGACGCUGGCCGCGGGUCCCGUGCUGAGCGAGGCGGCUCCCGCCCCAGCACCUCAGGCCGCAGCCCGCAGCCCCACCGAGAUCACCGCGGACCCUGAGCAGCUGGAGCUGCUGAGCGCCUACCUGACGCGCCUGCUGGUGGACGGCUGGCCCGAGGGCGAGCCGCCGCUGCUGUACGUCGAGGGGGCCGACGACGACGACGUCGACGCCGCGGAGCGCGACAACGUCAUCGGCAAUGGCGCGCAGCCCAUCUGGAAGCGGUCGCGCUACUACCGGCGCUACCCGUGGAAGCGGCAGAACGGCCGCUACCAGGCCGCCGACGACCGCUACCUGUGCCAGCCGACACGCGAGGACGUCUUCCAGCUGCUGGUGGCGCUGCACGAGGCGCGCCGCGGAGACUCCAGCCGCACCGUCAGCUUCUGCAACCGCCGCCGGCCCGCCAGCGCCAUCUUCACCAACAUUCGCUUUCUCGGCCGCUAGGCAUCAGGCGUCACCGCUCCCUCCCUCCUUGUCACAGCCACUGCCACCGCCUACACCUCAGCGCUUCGCUUCUCGUCCACUUCACUGCAAGCCUGUAUUCUCCAUUCCACCCUUUCUUUCACGCUACAAGAGGCCGAUGACGACGAACGACAAACGGGAA
Messenger RNA from Schistocerca americana (American grasshopper), 773 nucleotides. RefSeq lists its product as uncharacterized. The transcript is spliced from 3 exons. Lineage: Eukaryota; Metazoa; Arthropoda; Insecta; Orthoptera; Acrididae. The coding region runs from base 113 to 613 and encodes 166 amino acids. The record is from RefSeq and is a predicted model, not a curated record.